GUGCUGGAGGAAAUGCAGCUGGAGUUGCCUUGCAGCCAUGAAUUACAUGCCGGGGACAGCAAGUCUGAUUGAGGCCAUUGACAAGAAACACCUCGUCCUUCUUCGUGAUGGGCGGACUUUAAUUGGAUAUUUGCGAAGCAUUGAUCAGUUUGCCAAUCUGGUGCUCCAGCAGACCCUGGAACGCAUUCACGUGGGCCGCAAGUAUGGCGAUAUCCCACGGGGAAUAUUCGUCGUGCGUGGGGAGAACGUGGUGCUGCUGGGAGAGAUUGACCUGGAGAAAGAGAGUGCCUCCUCACUGCAGCCCGUGAGCAUCGAGAAGAUCUUGGAGGAGCUGCGGCAGGAGCAGGAUUUGCAGCACCGUCAGGAGAAGCUCAAGUUCCAAGUUUUGAAGGAGCGCGGGAUCCUGCUCCCUCACUUGGACACGCUGGACGACUAUUGAUGGUGUUUGUUGGGGGGAGGGGGAGCCACUUGGAUUCCGGGCCUUGAGUUGAGGAUGGAGCUUUCCCUUGAGCUGGAGGGAGUCAGGACAGUGACCUCCCUUUUCCCCUCACCCCCAUCUCCUCGCCCAUGCACCAUCACUGGCCAUCCCCAUUAGCUGGAUUGGUGCACCACACCCACCCCAUUCCCAAGUGAAAAUCUCUUCAGUUUUUUUUCUUCCCCCCUCCACCCCACGUCAAAACAUGGGCUGGGAGCCCCGGCGUCGGAGGGAGGGGUUUGCCCUGCUCAGGUGGAGGUGGGCACAAGCCAAGAGGGGGCACUGGAAGCCUGUUGGAGGGACAGCAAGCAGUCUUCACUCAAGCACACCAGGAUUUAGUCUGCCUGGCACUGUUUCAGGAAUGGGGCAUGGCUCCCAUUCCGUAUCAUCUUCGAGUGGGGCGUGGGUUGGGAUGGAGCGGGAAUUCUUUGAACCUUGAUGCUCCCCAAAUCCAGAUAUUGCCCCUUCUUUUUUUUUUGGGGGUGUUGCAGAUGUUAAGGGGGUCUCUGAGUUGGCUGGGUUUGUUCCCCCUGGUUACCUGUGGAAUGUUGUGCCAACUCAUGUGAGUGCAGUGUGCCCCGGGAAUGUCAUCCGGAGUGUGUUUGGGGAGGGUGGGGGUGGAGAUUGGGGUGUUUUCCUGGAGACGCUGGGUCUGAAUCUCCCCCAUGAAGGGAGAUCACAACACCCAGGCAGUCCACGGAGACCUCACCCACCCCCGCACCCUUCGCAUCUUCACCUCUCUCGAGAAGAUGCUCAGUGUGCUGGGGGUUUUUCUUUUUGGUUUUGGUUGAGACAUGUCCAUUUUGUGUUUUUUGAAGUGGACCGAGUGAUUUUUGCCAGUCCCAGUAUUGGCUCUCCAAUGCCCAGACAGGAGUCAAACUGGUCUUUGUGAUGGCGUUAACCUCUCGAGCCUCGGGGAGACUCUGAGGCGUGUUGGUAAUCUUGUUUAUAACUUUAUUUCGUUUUGCGAGAGAGAGAGAGAGAGAGAGAGAGACUCCCUCUACCUGUAACCCCUGGCCCCUCAGGAGUUUGAGUUCCGAUCGUUUGUACCAUCCGGUCUUGAUCCCUUCCCACUGUAAGCCAUCAAUAAACCAUUCCU
Messenger RNA from Hemiscyllium ocellatum (epaulette shark), 1574 nucleotides. RefSeq names its product U6 snRNA-associated Sm-like protein LSm1. Gene Ontology annotation, biological process: deadenylation-dependent decapping of nuclear-transcribed mRNA. The record is from RefSeq and is a predicted model, not a curated record. The transcript has 4 exons. Gene Ontology annotation, cellular component: P-body; Lsm1-7-Pat1 complex. Bases 38 to 439 code for a protein of 133 amino acids. NCBI's taxonomy places the organism in Eukaryota, Metazoa, Chordata, Chondrichthyes, Orectolobiformes, Hemiscylliidae. Gene Ontology annotation, molecular function: RNA cap binding.